GGAUUGUUUCAUCUAAACGGGAUGCACAAGACUGGAGAUGUGGUUCUUGGUGGGCUGUUUGAUCUGCACUUCUUUUCUGUUUUUCCUGACCUGUCCUUCACCUCAGAGCCACAACAGCCAACUUGUCACAGUUUUGAUAUUUUUGGAUUCAGGCACGCUCAGGUGAUGGUAUUUGCUAUUGAAGAGAUCAACAAAAACACCAACCUGCUCCCGAAUGUUACUCUGGGAUACAGUCUUUAUGAUAGCUGCAACGCACUAGGAAUUGGGUUCCGUGCAGCGUUGUCAUUAGCCAGUGGUCGAGAGGAGCAGAUUAAAUUAGAUGAGAACUGUACAGGAAACCCUCCAGUUGUAGGAAUUGUGGGUGAUGCUUCCUCUACACGUUCUAUUGCCAUUUCCUCUGUCUUAGGUUUGUACAGAGUACCUAUGGUGAGUUAUUUUGCCACAUGUUCGUGCCUGAGUGACCGGCAAAAGUUUCCAUCCUUCUUUCGGACGAUCCCAAGUGAUGCUUUCCAGGUGCGUGCUAUGAUUCAGAUUCUCAGGCACUUUGGCUGGACUUGGGCAGGUCUGCUGGUCAGUGAUGAUGAUUAUGGACUCCACGCUGCCCGAUCCUUUCAGUCUGACCUCGCUCUGUCAGGUGGAGGCUGUCUGGCCUACUUAGAGGUUUUGCCCUGGGGCAAUGAUCCAGCUGAACUAAAAAGGAUUGUGGAUGUGAUGAGGAAAUCUACUGCUCGUGUGGUCAUUGUGUUUGCACAUGAAAAUCAUAUGAUCAACCUCAUGAAAGAGGUGGUGAGGCAGAAUGUGACCGGCAUUCAGUGGAUGGCCAGUGAAGCCUGGACUUCAGUUACUGUGCUUCAUACCCCCCAACUCAUGCCAUACCUGGCAGGCACUUUGGGCAUUGCCAUCCGUCAAGGACACAUACCAGGAUUAAAGGACUUCCUGUUACAAACAUGUCCUGAGAUACGACACAACAGAUAUGAAAACAACCUGUUUUGGGAAUACACAUUUCAGUUUAGAUCUGCACCAUCUCCAUCAAGUGGGCUAGAAGCUGGUGGAUCACUAUGCACUGAGCAAGAAGAUCUAGAGAAUGUGGCCACAGAGUACUUGGACAUUUCAGACCUCAGGUCUGAGUAUAAUGUGUACAAGGCUGUGUAUGCCCUGGCGUACGCUCUUGAUGACAUGCUGCAGUGCGAGCCAGGGAGAGGACCUUUCAGUGGGCACAGCUGUGGCAAUUUGCAAAGACUGGAGCCAUGGCAGCUUGUGUAUUACUUGGAAAAGGUCAACUUCAUCACAUC
Plectropomus leopardus (leopard coralgrouper) is the source of this 1292-nucleotide messenger RNA. The record is from RefSeq and is a predicted model, not a curated record. NCBI's taxonomy places the organism in Eukaryota, Metazoa, Chordata, Actinopteri, Perciformes, Serranidae.